Molecule: messenger RNA, 3780 nt
Organism: Pangasianodon hypophthalmus (striped catfish)
Lineage: Eukaryota; Metazoa; Chordata; Actinopteri; Siluriformes; Pangasiidae
Gene: kcnc4
Product: potassium voltage-gated channel, Shaw-related subfamily, member 4
Exons: 5
Coding region: 499-2298 (599 amino acids)
Biological process (GO): potassium ion transmembrane transport; protein homooligomerization
Cellular component (GO): dendrite membrane; voltage-gated potassium channel complex; axon
Molecular function (GO): protein binding; delayed rectifier potassium channel activity
Source: RefSeq, a predicted model, not a curated record
CGAUGCUCAAUCCGUCCCUCUGGGCUGGGGCUGUGCUGAGGGAGGAUACUUGAGGAGAUGCAACAGAUCUCAAACCCAACAAACUGCCAUCGACUCAUCCUUCUCCUUCAACACAGACUGAACACAAAACCAUGGAGGACUUUUAUCACGCAGGUUGAAGACGAUCUUGGUGAUCGCGAUCAGUGCAUUUCUUAAAACUUGGACACAUCCAGUAGGUAGCCUAUUUAGAGGCAAUGCAAACGCAGAUUGUCAGAUCAUUAAGACGUUGUCUGGAGACGACCCGAAGUUUCCAUCCUGAUCGAGCGCUUGUGGUUGUGUUGCAGGCGGUGUUCUUGGAUAACAGGUGGUUUGUCAUGUCUUCAAGGCCUUAGCGACCGUUAUGCCACACUCACGACACCGGUGUCGAUAACAGCAAGUCCUUCUACUAGUUCCACUUGUCUUGUGAUGCUCUAAAUCAGAUAAGGGAGUGACCGGCGGCUCGCCUCUCCAUCCAAAUCUAUGAUCAGCUCGGUGUGUGUUUCGUCUUACCGCGGGCGCAAGUCGGGCAACAAACCUCCGUCCAAAUCAUGUCUGAAGGAAGAGAUGGCCAGGGCCGAAGACUCGGACAAGAUCAUCCUGAACGUGGGCGGCACGCGCCACGAGACGUACAAGAGCACGCUUAGGAGUAUCCCGGGCACGCGCCUCGCCUGGCUAGCCGAACCGGAAGCGCAGCUGGACGCCAACGCGGAAGCAGGACAAGCGCCCGGCACCAACGAGUUCUUCUUCGACAGGCACCCGGGCAUCUUUGCCUACGUGCUGAACUACUACCGGACCGGUAAGCUUCACUGCCCUGCGGACGUGUGCGGCCCUCUGUUCGAGGAGGAGCUCGCCUUCUGGGGCAUCGAUGAGACAGAUGUGGAGCCAUGCUGCUGGAUGACUUACCGGCAGCACCGCGACGCAGAGGAGGCGCUGGAUAUCUUUGAGCCGCCCGAUCCUGAGGAUGUCGACGACGAUCGGGAUGUACCGCGGCGCUUCGGUAUCGAGGACUGUCCCGAGCGCUCCAGAGGCUGCUUUGAAGUCUGGCAGCCCAAAAUCUGGGCUCUGUUCGAGGACCCGUACUCAUCCCGCGCCGCGAGGAUCGUUGCCUUUGUCUCUCUCUUUUUCAUUUUGGUGUCUAUCACCAACUUCUGCCUUGAGACACACGAGGCCUUCAAUGAACUCCAGAACCGUACCAAAGUGAUUUCUGAUGGCAACACUACCAAAGUGAUGUCCACUCUGGAGGUGGUGACGAACCCUGCACUCACGCUGGUGGAGGGCAUCUGUGUGGUGUGGUUUACGUUUGAGUUCCUGGUGCGCAUCAUCUGCUGUCCUGACAAGCUGCUCUUCAUCAAGAAUUUGCUGAAUAUCAUUGACUUUGUGGCCAUUCUGCCCUUCUACUUGGAGAUUAGUCUGAGUGGACUCUCCUCCAAAGCCGCCACAGAUGUGCUUGGAUUCUUGCGAGUGGUGCGUUUUGUGCGGAUCCUGCGGAUCUUCAAGCUGACCCGUCACUUUGUAGGGCUGAGAGUGCUUGGCCACACACUGCGUGCCAGUGUUAAUGAAUUCUGCCUCCUCAUCAUCUUUCUUGCUCUUGGUGUCCUAAUCUUUGCUACAAUGAUCUACUACGCAGAGCGCAUUGGAGGAGACUCUGAUGAUCCGUACACGAACAGUCACACUCAUUUCAAGAACAUUCCGAUCAGCUUCUGGUGGGCUGUGGUCACUAUGACCACACUGGGUUAUGGGGACAUGUAUCCUCAGACCUGGCUGGGUAUGAUGGUUGGUGCCCUGUGUGCAUUAGCAGGCGUUCUAACCAUUGCCAUGCCAGUCCCUGUUAUUGUUAAUAAUUUUGGGAUGUACUACUCCCUGGCCAUGGCAAAGCAGAAGCUGCCCAAGAAGAGGAAGCGCCACCACCGAAACCCAGACAUGGUGCUGGACUCAGCCUCAUUUGGAAAAUCUGAGACCAACUCGCACAGGAAUAGCACCCAAAGUGACACAUGCCCUCUUGCACCUGAGGAAAACAUUCCAAGGAACCGUUCAGACUCAAAGCAGAAUGGCGAUGCUAAUGUAGCUCUAUCAGAGGACGAGCCGCUCUCUCCCAGUGAGAGGUGGUCCCUCCGCCGCUCACACAAGCGUGACAAGUGCAAGAAAGAGGGUACCUCCUUCCUCCUGACUUCUGGAGACUUUUCCUGCAGCACUGAUCCCACUAGCUGUACAGAGAGCUGCAAAGACGCCCUUACAGCCGCAGCCAGCUACGGCCAGACAGAAGUGACUACGAUGACGUGAAGUGACAUGAUUAGAUGAACAGGAGAGAUCCUAUCCAUCAGAGAUCCUAUCCAUUUGUGUCUGUUGGACUUCAGUCUUUCAUCCAGCAGUCCCAGCCAUACACACUACACAAGUCCCCUUUCUCUAAAGUACAUCCCAGCAUGUCUUUGCAUGACCUCACUCUGUAUGGCGUAACUUGACAAGUGUACUUAAUAUUUUGGGCACAUCCCAACUUGUGUGUACUGUAUGUUGUCUUAUCUGAAGUAAUCACAUUGCGGAAAUCUUCAUUCUCAUGCAUUUUCUUUGAUCUGAAGACAUUUUGAAAUGUUCACAUGUUUGUGAGCAGCAACAUUUUGAGGGAUGAGGUGUAUAACUUCAGUGUCAUAUUUUCAAAAAUAGCAUAGUACAAUUGAUAGUCGCAUAAGGCAGGAAUCCAGGAGCCUGUGUUUGGCAAAUACUUCAUGAAAUCUUUGUAUUUAGUAGAUGUAGCUCUAUAAAUUCUCAACCUCUUCAUGAUACAAAUUGGGAGGUUGGAUUUGUUUUGACUAAAGAAUAACAUUUGGAACAGGUCUGUAUCUGAUUAGCAUCAUGCCAGAGCUUUGCUGUAGAGACAGCAAAACACCCUGGAACUAAAGAAGGUGCUUAUAGAAGGUGCUUUUGUUUCUGGGAAAAUUCUUAGUCACUUGAGUCACUUAGUCACAUUUGAGUAGCCAUUUCCAAGUUAUUUUGAUUCAAGACAUUUGUUCUCCUUUUAACAUGUUGAUUGGGAUUAUUUAUGGAUUAAAUAAAAUGCACCUUUAUUUUAAAAAGUAUCAUUUUAUGGAUAUAAACUAAAUGUCCAGCAUCCAAACAGUUUAUCACUUCAUUUUCUAUAUCCUUUUGUAAUGUCACUGGUUGAAAGGGGACCAAGCACCAUUACAGUGUGUGUGUGUGUGUGUGUGUGUGUGUGUGUAUGUGUGUGUGUGUAUACACCCUUGGUGGACUGCCUAAACCUCCUUUACUGUAUACGUGCUAUAUUCUGUUCUCGCUGUGCCUACUGUCAUGUAAAGAAGAAAAAAAAAUCAUAUUUUGACACAUGGACAGAAUAAUAUAAUAUAUAAAGUAUAGUCUCUAAAAUAGGUGAAAGAAGUCUUUUAGUCUUUUUUUCUUAUUAGUCUGCCAUAGUUGCCUUAUGUUUAUGAACCAAACAAAUGUUAGUUUUAUUUUAACAUACAACCCCACAUUUAAAUGAUAAAAAUACUGUUUGUAAAUAAAAGCACACUUGUAUGUAGCACAGUAUGUUAGGCCAUUGCGUAUAUUAUAGAGUUAGAAUAACCAUGCCACAAAUGCAUUAUAUCAUAUUAUGGUAACUGUGUAUAAAACAUAAACAGAGAUUAUUUUUUCUAUUGUAUUUAUGUUUUUUCGCUGCCUCCCCCAGUCACCUGUGUGUGUUUUGGGGAAAUGGCUUCUCGUAUAGAAUUGUAUGGUACCGUGCAGUAACUCUUAAUAAAACUGUAUGAUGUG